AGGGCCAUGGCAGCAUCGUACUUUUAGAGAGAGAGGAGAGAGAGAGAGAGGGAAGCGGAUUACUGGUACGCUUCGGGGAGUGCGGUUGUGAUCUCCGAUCGGCGCUAACGAUUCCCCCGAUUCCCGAUCGGCGGCCGAUUCUGUCGGUUCCUGUGGAAGAUUUUCGUGCGGUCGCCGUGAUCGUCGCCCGGGGUUCGGCUGGGGGGGAUUUGGGUUUAGGUUUUGGUUGGGGUUUUCUUUACGCUCUGCUCCUGCGGAUCACUGGGACGCUCGAGUUUGGCUGGCUGGCUCGCUCGCAACUGUGAAUAUGGAGUCUACUCUCGUGAUCAAGGUCAAAUAUGAACAUACUCUGAGGCGCUUCAAUGCACGCGUGGAUGAAAAGUAUAACCUGGAUCUCGACGUGGUUGGCCUGAAGGCCAAGAUCCUCAGUCUGUUCAGUUUCCCUUCUGAUGCUGAUUUGACUCUGACCUAUGUUGAUGAGGAUGGUGAUGUGGUGACUCUCGUUGAUGAUAAUGAUCUGCGUGAUGUGAUGAGGCAGAAUCUGAAAUUCCUGAAGAUUAAUGUAUCUGUGAAUAGUGAGAAAAGUGGCAGAUCAUAUGCUUGGUCGAGUGGAAAUUCUACCCCACUAAGAUCCUCUCAGGGCCAGCAACCAUUGCCUGAUGUCAGUGCCGUUGUUGCUGAAGCUCUAAAAACUGUGCAUGAACCAAUUCGUGAAGCAAUUUCAAAACUAUCGCUGGACCUGGCUUCUAAAGCUGCCUCCUCUAGUCCGACAAUUUCGGACUUCUUUGACAGUUUUACGAAGUUGGGUCAAUCUUCCCUGAAUACCGGUUUUCGGCCUCAGGUUGGUGGGAACGUGGGUGGUGAUAAUGGUGGCUCUGCAAGUCCUGGGGCCACCUCAGUGGCAGCUGAUACUGAUGCUGCAAAGGAUGAAAGCAUGCACGGUGUGAUGCCAAACUCUAAUUUUGGACACUCAUCACCUAAGGAAUGCAAGGAUGUGGAUGAUGGAGGUGUUGAUGAAGGCGGGGUCGUGUCUGCCGCUCCAGUCCAUGUGCCUGUUGAUCUUAAUGCCGAUCUCCUUGGGGAGUCGAACCUUUCAGGUGGAGAGACAAAGGUGGAAGGCCAUAAAAUUUCAGGUGGAAAGACACAGGGUGAAGUCAUGAGGGAAUUAAAGAAAUUGAAAGAUCAGAUUAGCUGCCAAUCCGGUGGGAAAACAAAGGUGGCAUCGGAGAACAUUUCAGGUGGGAAGGUGCGUGGGGAAAUCUUGAAGACAAUGAAUAAAAAAAUGAAUGACUAUAUCAAGGAUCUAGCUAGCCGCCAGUCUGCUGCCUUUGGAGCAUCCACAAGCACGGUACACAAUCCAGGAUAUCUUAAUCCUCAUCCUGUUUGCAUCCCUGGGUUUACAGUCAGCUCCUUUCAACCAUUGCAUGGACUGCCUUUUGUAAAUGGCAUGCCUGUCACACCGGGUCCAAAUGCAAAGGUGGAAGUCCAGAAUGUCUCAGGUGGGAAGACACAGGCUGACGUCCAGACAGAACUUCAGAAAAAUGUCAAUGAUAACAUUAGCAGUGUUGACCCUGGAGCAUCCCCAACUGUGGCAAACACUACAGCAAUGCCGAAGCCUGCUGCUGUUGGUCCCUCGUUUGAACCAUUUAGUGGAUUGUCUCUUGCUGAUGACUGGUCUUUUGGACAUGGUGCUCCCCGACGUCCACAUCCAUUUAAAAGAAGCUCCAACUACACUGAUGCCAUGGGCGGUAUAUUCCACAAGGGUAUUCGCUGCGACGGCUGUGGUGUUCAUCCGAUUACUGGACCUCGGUUCAAAUCGAAAGUGAAGGAAGAUUAUGACCUUUGCAGCAUCUGCUUCUCUGAAAUGGGUAAUGUUGCCGACUAUAUCCGGAUAGACCGGCCAGUCUUGUAUGGAGCCUAUAGACUACCGAGGCCCUUCAAAGGAUUUUAUGAUCUACAUCCUUGGGAGACGGCUCCUUCAGCAUUCCCCCAUCCACCGAGAGGUUGUGGAGGGAAGUCUGGCAGGCCUAAGCUGGACAGUCGCUUCGUCUCGGAUGUCACUGUGAUGGAUGGCACUGUGAUGGCACCAUUGACCCCCUUCACUAAGAUAUGGCGUAUGCGCAAUAAUGGAAAUUUUGUUUGGCAUCGGGGAACACAACUGGUCUGGAUUGGAGGAGACAAAUUCAGUGACAUUAAUUCAGUGGAAAUCGAGGUUCCUGCUCAAGGUGUGCCAGUAGAUGGGGAGCUGGACAUUGCUAUUGAUUUUACGGCACCAGUUUCAGCUGGUCGGUACAUUUCCUACUGGAGAAUGGCAUCUUCUUCAGGACAUAAGUUCGGCCAGCGUGUUUGGGUUUUGAUUCAGGUUGAUGAUUCCCAUAACGAUGCAUUGUGUGAUGGCCUCCAGGGUUUGAACCUGAAUCUGCCUGCGGAAAGUGAUGAGUCUAAACUCUCUGAAAUCUUAGACAUGAAUGUCCCGCCUGCCGUAGUUUCUGACUUCUUUGGAAACGACAACUCCAAUACAGUCACUGAACCAGUUCAGCCGAUGGUUGAGCAGCACAAGGAGGAGCAGGAGCUCAAUUUUCCCAUAAAUGACAAUUUGCUGGUUGGCCAAGAGGUAUCAGCCUCUGCUCCUCCCGAGGACUCUGGACCUGUUUCGUACCCUGUAGUGGAAGUCGAGCCACCUGAAGCAAUUCUUGCUGCAACUGCUGCAGUGGUGCCUCCUCCUGUCACUGCUUCUUCAUCUGCACCGUCCCAAGCCGUCGGCAGCGACACAGAGGCAGUGGAAAUGUCGCUCCUGAAGGAGCUGGAGGAGAUGGGCUUCAAGCAGGUGGAUUUGAACAAGGAGAUACUGAGGAUGAAUGCCUACAACUUGGAGCAGUCAGUGGAUGAUCUCUGCGAUGUUGCUGAAUGGGAUCCUAUACUCGGAGAAUUGCAGGAGAUGGGUUUCUGUGACAAGGAGAUGAACAAGAAGCUGCUGAAGAAGAACAAUGGGAGCAUCAAGCGCGUGGUCAUGGAUCUUCUUACUGGGGAGAAGGCUUGAUAAGUUAAUGAUCUGAGCUGGCCAUGUCGUCAUUUCAUAUGUUAUUAAAUAAAUAAAGGUUAUGAUGAACCUAUGAUGUUUGCUUCUGGGUUGUUAUCUAGUUCUAGGCCUUAGUAAGUUGGAAGCUGGAGUGGAACUAUAUGGUUGGAUGAAUGUAUGAACCAUGAACCAGUUUCAAUGUCUAUAUAAUAUACUAUGGUAGUUAUGCUUA
Syzygium oleosum is the source of this 3251-nucleotide messenger RNA. RefSeq names its product protein NBR1 homolog. NCBI's taxonomy places the organism in Eukaryota, Viridiplantae, Streptophyta, Magnoliopsida, Myrtales, Myrtaceae. The transcript has 7 exons. Gene Ontology annotation, molecular function: zinc ion binding; protein binding. The coding region runs from base 308 to 3040 and encodes 910 amino acids. The record is from RefSeq and is a predicted model, not a curated record.